AUGGUCGAGUUACAGCAACUGAUCAAGAAGUUUGAGAAUUCUGCACGUACAGCUGAAAUGCAUGAUCGUAUAAAUACAUUUCCUGAAGGAUAUAAAACAAUUGUUGGUGAACGUGGUUUGAAAUUAUCUGGUGGUGAAAAACAACGAGUAGCCAUAGCUCGAACACUACUUAAAGCACCGGCUAUUGUUUUAUUAGAUGAAGCAACAUCAGCACUUGAUACAUUUACUGAACGACAAAUUCAAUCAGCAUUAAGAACUGUUUGUGAAGGACGUACAACACUAAUUGUUGCUCAUCGUUUAUCAACUAUUUCACAUGCUGAUGUUAUUAUUGUUCUUAAAGAAGGUACCAUUGUUGAACGUGGUUCACAUGAUGAGCUUUUAGAAAAACCUGAUGGCGUAUAUGCAGCUAUGUGGAGAGAACAAUCAACAGCAUAUGCGAAUGCUAAUGAACCAACGACUACUAAUGAUGAUGUAAUAAAUCGAAAAUCAUCUGAUUCAACAGAACCCCAUUAUCAUCAUCAUUCAUAA
Molecule: messenger RNA, 528 nt
Organism: Rotaria sp. Silwood2
Lineage: Eukaryota; Metazoa; Rotifera; Eurotatoria; Philodinida; Philodinidae
Source: the annotation of a GenBank genome assembly